Molecule: messenger RNA, 1510 nt
Organism: Hordeum vulgare subsp. vulgare (domesticated barley)
Lineage: Eukaryota; Viridiplantae; Streptophyta; Magnoliopsida; Poales; Poaceae
Exons: 6
Coding region: 114-1076 (320 amino acids)
Cellular component (GO): membrane
Source: RefSeq, a predicted model, not a curated record
CCCACUAGUACUCUUGCUACGCAGCACAGCACCCCUCACUCGAUCGUCUCACCGUCCCCUCCUUCCUCCUCCGGCGAGAUGCUCCUCUCCGAGCUCCCGAGUCCUUCCCGCCCAUGGCGCCUUCGCAUUUGAGAAGCCCAUUCCCCUUGCUCUCGUACCUCCCUCUCCCCGGCUCCCACACUACGCCCUUGCCGAGAAGACGCCACCUCUUCCUGCCCCCUUCCGCGACUCCGUCCGGCGACACCGCGCCUCCUCCGGCGAGGAGGUCGUCCCACCCGGACAAGGCGUCGGGUGAGGGCGAGUGGUGGAGGAAGGCGGUGCCGCCGGGACGCGCGGGCCCUCCAGCCCCGUCCCCGAGGAGCCGCUGUCGACGCCCCGGUGGAAGGCCAUGCGGCAGGCGCGCGCUGCGUGGCGGAAGGCCAUGUCAUUGGUGCCCAGCCCUGCUCAACCUGCUAGUCCUCAUAUUCGGUGAUCAUUGUUCCUUUCUUGGAUGGUAUUCUUGGAGCAGAAAUACCUGCAUAUACAUGACUUGGAGCAUGUUUAUCAGUUCUCGGGGUUGGUAUUCUGGAGUUAAGUGGUUCUCCACCAUGUGUAAGUCGACUAUCUACAUAAUCGAGCAUAUUUCCAGGAAAAUGAAGAAAGAAAAUUUCCUAGCCCUUGUUGUAUGUCAGGUCGUUGUCGUAGCUGUUGUCUUGGCAGUCUCAUUCAUUGUUAAAUGCUUCCUCCAGAAUGUGGUACCCUGGACGUUAAAAUCACGGACACCAACAGAGUUAUUCAGUAUGAUGUCAUCGUUUCCUUGGCUAGCAAUACUAUACACAGGCAUAAUCGCAACAACAUUUUGUUUAUGGGCAGAGAUUGUUGCUAUGCGUGAUGUAUCAGCUACGGAAACUGCAAUAAUUUAUGGUCUGGAACCAGUAUGGGGUGCUACUUUUGCAUGGGCAAUUCAUGGUGAGAGAUGGGACAUUACUGGACUUAUUGGAGCUGUCUUCAUCAUAGCCGGUAGCUUGAUGGUUCAGGUACUAGGGUCAUUUCUUGAUAUUGAUGUAUCAGAGGACAGUUACCAGAUGAACAGCUGAUUCACAAAUCGCAAAAAUACGAGGAUUUCAUGUGAUAACAUAUGAUCAGUACUGCAACGUAAUACACCAAGUAGCUAGCAUGACACUGCAACAAGAUCUAACUACAAUUAUGGCCAGUUGCACAAGGAAUGGAAAGCUCACUAGGCUGACAACAAUAGGGGUGGCUCACCAGUGGCCUGGGCAACUGAUGAAAACAAACUGUGGUGCGUGGUGACGUGGAGAACACAGCUACAGAAAAUGGGGAUGUGUAUAACUCGACUAAAUGCCUAGGAUAGUCUGAUUUCGUAUCAAAAACAUUCUAAAUACUGUUUUCUCUCAAUGUAAAUCAAUCCACAUGAUGUAGUAUGUAUAAUAGAUUAGUUCAUGCAGAUUCUGCAUCAACCUUUAUUUUAGUACGCUAUUGUUCAUUGUCAACUAGAUAUAUGUCCAUAAAA